UGAGGCUCCUUUUGCCCUCCUGUGGGGGAAAGUCUGCAGUGAGGCCAGGGAAGGCCUGGGAGCCCCUUUGAGCCCUCCUCCUUUCUCCUCCCCCCAGGCACACACAAAGGAAGUCUCCCCCCCUCGGGGCUGCCACCCCCUGAAGGAACCCAGGGUGGCCCCAGCAGAGAGCCCGCAGCCAGAGGAAUGGCUCCCGGGACCUCGAGGCCCCCCUCCCAGGGGUCAAUAACAUUCAAGGAUGUGGCUGUGGACUUCACCCAGGAAGAGUGGUGCCUAUUGGACCAUUCUCAGAAAGCCCUGCACCUAGAAGUCAUGCUGGAGAAUGUGCAGAACCUACUUUCUGUGGGGCUUCCAGUUCCUAUAGAAAAUUUUAUCUCCUGCUUUCAGCAAGGGAAAGCACCAUGGCUGCUAGAGCAAAAAGGCCCAAGGAGCUCCUGUCCAGAAACAGAGACUAAUUUUGAAGUGAAGGAGUUGUCUAGAAAGGUGAACCUUAUUAUUGAAGGAUCUGGCCCCCAAGGAUACAUUAAUGAGAAUCCUCAUGACUUCUUUUUGAGAGAAAUCUGUGACUCUACUAUCAAGGUAAAUCAAAAUCCAAAGAGUGAAAGUGAAUUUGAUGAAACUGUAGAGAAAUUCACCCAAUAUUCAGUCCUACCUCAAUAUAUGAAAUUGACCUCAGGAAAUGACUAUUGUCAGGAAAGUGAAUAUAGGAAAUGCAUUCAUGAAGAAGUAGGAUUUGUUCUGUCAUCUGAGACAGCUGAAAUGCCCAUGUAUGAAGGUAAUGUAGGAGGAAUGGCCUUGGGCUAUAGUUUAGACCUCAUUAGACAUCCAAAAAAUAAACACAGCGAGAUGGUUUCUGUAAGUGAUAAAGGUAGGAGACCUUUCAGUCAAAACUCUGAGCUUCCUUCAUGUCAGAGAAUCCACACUGGAGAGAAACCUUUUGAAUGUAAACAAUGUGGAAAGGCUGUCACAUGGAGGGCCUCUAUUGCUGCACAUCAGAGCAUCCACACUGGAGAAAAAAUGUAUGAAUGUAAACAGUGUGGGAAGCCUUUUAUACAGAUUGGCCAUCUUGCCAGACAUCAGACAAUCCACUCUCCAGAGAAACCUUUUAAAUGUAAACACUGUGGAAAGGUUUUCACACAGAGGGGCAGUCUUGCUGCACAUCAGAGUGUCCACACUGGAGAGAAACCUUAUGCAUGUAAACAAUGUGGAAAGGCUUUCACAUGGAGGGCCUCUCUUGCUGCACAUCAGAGCAUCCACACUGGAGAGAAACCUUAUGAAUGUAAACAGUGUGGAAAGGCUUUCAGACAGAGGGCCACUCUUGAUGCACAUCAGAGAAUCCACACUGGAGAGAAACCUUAUGAAUGUAAAAACUGUGGAAAGGCUUUUACAAUUAGAGACUCUCUUACUGCACAUCAGAGAAUCCACACUGGAGAGAAACCUUAUGAAUGUAAACAGUGUGGAAAGGCUUUCAAAGAGAGGGGCCAUCUUGCUAAACAUCAAAGAAUCCACACUGGAGAGAAACCUUAUGAAUGUAAACACUGUGGAAAGGCUUUCACACAGAGGGGUCAUCUUGCCAGACAUCAGACAAUCCACUCUGGAGAGAAACCUUUUGAAUGUAAACAUUGUGGAAAGCUUUUUACACAAAGGGGCAGUCUUGCUACACAUCAGAGCAUCCACACUGGAGAGAAACCUUAUGAAUGUAAACACUGUGGAAAGGCUUUCAAACAGAGGGGCCAUCUUGCCAGACAUCAGACUAUCCACACUGGAGAGAAACCUUAUGAAUGCAAACACUGUGGAAAGGCUUUCACACGGAGAGACUCUCUUGCUGCACAUCAGAGCACCCACUUUGGAGAGAAACUUUAUCGUAUGGGAUAAAAUCAUGCUUUAUUCCCCAGCAUGCAUUAAUUAGUAUUAGUAAUCUUUGAUUGGCAACUUCCUAUAGAAAAUUAGUGAAAGUUUGGUGCCCUCCAGAAGGGAGAUACUAAUUCCUCCUUAUAGAGAGUAGAGAAAUCCCCCUCCCCAGCAGCUUUUUAUAUAUACAUAAAUAUAUACCUUCAAUUCACUCUUUUCUAAUGUGGCCAUAAACUUCCAUUUUAAAAAAUUAUUGUAGAUUAAGUGGUUAGAUUCUAAUUGUGUGAAGGAGAUCAUGGAGUGGAUUGGGUCAGGAUAGAAUGGCAUCAGGAAAAAGGCAGCAAUAGAGUCAAGAAAUUAGGAAACAGGGGUCAAGGCAGAUGUCCCCUAUAUGGCACCAUGGGGUGCCCCUCUAGGAGGCCUAGGCAAAAUAGAAAGCCAUAGUUAGCUCUUGAGACUUGAUGAGUGAGGGUUAGUGGGAAGAAAAAAAGUUUGAUAAACUGAGGGAAGAGCAGAUUUCACUCUCUUCUCUUUCAAUUUUGUUGCUUGCAGGAAUUUCCUGUGAGCUUGGCUAGGGAGCCCUAAUGGCAGAGACAGAAUAGCAAGCUAAAUGGAGCAACCAGGAAAGUAACUUAUAUAUCUCUCCUCUUUUCCCCUCCUUUUGGAGGCCCCAAGACACAAUGGGCAGCCACGAGGCCACUGCUCACCUGCCACCCUGGCAUCCCCACUAUGGGCUUUUCUCCAAGCACUGCUCCCUCGUCCUUGGAGAACCUGCUUUCUUACUUAGAAUCCCACAAGCUAGUGCACCUGCCACAUACUUACUAACAAUAAAAAUGCAGGCAAUUUAAAAAUAAAUAAUGAAAUUAAACAUAAUUAAAAAAACAAAAAUUUAUAAAAUUUAAAAAUCAAAUAAAACCAACUUGAACAAUAUAAAAUAAAGUAAAAUAAUCUAUAUACAUGCAAAUUUAAUUCAUUUGGUACAUCCGUUCUGUAAUCCAUUAUUUCAAAAGUGAUUGCCUUUCAUUUUUUUCUUAUUUUCCCCUAACACCAAAGUCCAGUUUUCUUGCCUUUUAAAGGAAAUAAGUAUGCAUUUUUUAGAGUAUUGGAAAUGGUUUAGAGUUCUUUAAUUAUUUGAUUUUGUACAAUUCACUGCUGAGCCCUAGGCUCAGUUCCACAUAACUGCUGAGGUGACCAUAAUGCUAAACUGCCCCCCUCAAGUUGGGGUUACUUUUUUGUAGCCGCAACAGCCAUAGCAGGAGCCCCAAACAGAUAGGGAAGAAAGACUAGGGUUUUUUCUAAAUUUAGGGAACAAAAACAGUAGCUUCUUUCCAGAUAAUCCACUAAUAAUCCCCCAUUCUUAGGACUAUUACUAUGAAGAAGCCAUGUUCCUCCAGGUUUGCCAUUAUAUAAAUUACUAAGUGAUUUGGAUGAACCAGGAUUUCCCAAGGAGCACUGGAUAUCAAGGAAGGAGACAAAGAGGUUGUGUGAAACCUGAACAUUGAAGUUUUACCUGGCCCCACUUUGACUCUUUUAUCUUUAAAUUCUAAAAGAACUGAAAUCAAUUAUUGGCAGCAAGGUUUCUAGAGAAUAUUCCAACUCAUGGCUAUAGGCAUAUCGCCUUGAUGAUUCAACCAAGGCAUGUAUUACCAAUAAACUCUUGGUUAAAUCUGAAAAGAUUGACACCCUGGCUUCUUCCCAGCUUACCUGCCAUGAGGCUACUUCUUAUUUUGAUCCAGGUCAUCUUGACUGCUUCAGCACUUCCCCCUAACAUGCCCCUCUCACCUCCCAGCUCACCUUUGAUACCAUUUCUCUGGCCCCCCUCACUGGCUAACUUGUGCCCUGCCCAUGCUUACUCUAGCUGUGCCGAGCCUCUACCUUGCUCUGCCCACCUUUUCUGUUGCCUUGCCCAGCUAUUCCCUCCCCCUGUCUUCCCCUUGCCUAGCUUCCCCCCUCCCUCUCUCUUUUCCUUCCCUACCUACCAAACACCUCUUCCCCCUUGGACAUCUCUCACAACAUCUCCUCCACCUUCCCCCACCACACCCUCACAUUGUGCUCAGUCUCCACUCAAACAAUGAGCUUGGCUCCAUCCAAUAGUAGAUGUUCCCACUAUUGUUAGGUAUAUAAUACAUAUUUUUAAAUAAUGGUGUUGCAAGGUUUUUACAUAGUAACUAAGUUGAAUUUGAAUUAUCAUCUUUAGGUAGUUUUGUUUCUGUAAAAGUAUAGGUACAAGUGUAUUAUUUUGCUAUUGUAAAUAUCUGUAACUGUAAUUAUCUGUAUGAAAUGUGUGACUUGCAUUUUGCAAGAUGUUUUACUUUCUUCUUCCUGUUUACUUUUCCUCUUUUCAGUAUAGAAUAUAGAAUAAGAAUAGGUAGGUUAAAUGAUUCAUUGGGGAGAUAGGUCUCCCAAUAAAUCACAGGGGGAAUGUUGUGAUAAGGAUUCAUUUAGUUUUGUUAAGAGCUGGUUUUAGGUCAGAAAAAGGGUUUGUGACUUUUCCACAGUCCACUUUCUUAAGGGGACAAACAGAGUUUACUGUGGCCUCUUUAAGAAGCCUUUCUUAAAAAGGAGCUUGCUUGGAAGUUAAGUUCCUGUUUCUUGGCCAUCCUCUGGAGAGGAAGUUGCUGAGUUUUUUCUCUGACAGCAAAAGAAGCUAUUUAGUGACUUUAGGUACUAUUUAUUUGAGAAUUGGAUACUAAACUGAGAAAGAGUAUUUACUGAGCUUUUCCCCUCUGAACCAGAGGAAGAGCUGAAGAGCAGUUGUUUUUUGUUUUUUGUUUUUAUCACUGAGGUGAGAGUUGUGUUAGAAGUGAAGGGAGACUAACUGGCAGAGGCCUGGUUCUUCUGUGACUUCUAGAGAGAGAGAAAAACUGCUUUAACUUCUCUCUGGAGAUUACAUAUUACUUAAGGAGUUUAUAGCAUAGCUUAAGUUAGACAGAAAUAUUAUUUAAGGUAGCUUAGAGUAGUUUGUUAGGCCUGUUCACAGGCAAGAAGAAAAUCUGUGAGAAGUAAGAUUUGGGGAGAAUUUAUUUUUAUAUUAUAGAAUAAGGUUAGAGAUUCCCUGUCAUUUCUAUUCUAUUUUCUAACUCUAAAGUUUCCACCUCCUAUAUCCUAUCCCUAUCUCAACUUGGAAAUAAAUUAGAGUUGUAUUCAACUGUUUCCUGGCCUUCUAUCCAAAUAGAAUAGUUCAAAUAGUUCAACUUCAAGUAGUUCAACCCUAACAGCUUUAGUUACUUAUCAAUGUUCAAUAGUUAUAACAGCUUAUCAAUAAUAGUUUGAGUUUCAACAUACCAGCUAUUAUUUACUUAUAACACCACUUAGUAUAGACAAGGGGAUUAGUAAAUAUUAGAUAUCAAACACCCUUUUCUCCACAAGAUAUUGAGGGAUUCAGUGAGAAAACUCCUGCCUUUGAUAAGGCACCUAUGGUGGUGAUUAAAAAGUUUGAAAGUAUAUUUAGCACAUAU
This is a messenger RNA of Monodelphis domestica (gray short-tailed opossum), 5309 nucleotides long. The record is from RefSeq and is a predicted model, not a curated record. NCBI's taxonomy places the organism in Eukaryota, Metazoa, Chordata, Mammalia, Didelphimorphia, Didelphidae.